UGGCGCCCCCGGGUGGACACUCUCUGGAAUUGAAGGAAGCUGGAUUAUGGAUUUUGUGGAUAAUCAGGUUCGUUGGUCGACGUGGGCUUGUCCGGAAGCUGUACUGCGACAAUGCCACCAAUUUCGUGGGUGCUGCACGCACGCUGGACCUCAAAGCUACGUUCCAUGGCAACACAGCGGACAUGGAAAUGUUUGCUGCGGAGCGGGGCAUGGAGUUUGUAUUCAUCCCUCCUCGAGCGCCGCAUUUUGGCGGCCUUUGGGAAGCGGCGGUGAAAUCCGCCAAAGGUUUGCUGCUGAAAGCGAUGGGCAGCGCUCGAUUACGGCAAGACGAGGUGGCCACCGUGCUGGUCGAGGUCGAGGCCGUGCUCAAUUCGCGGCCAAUGGUCGCUCCCAGCAGCAACCCCAACGACGGCGAAGUGCUCACGGCCUCGACCUCGACCAGCACGGUGGCCACCUCGUCUUGCCGUAAUCGAGCGCUGCCCAUCGCUUUCAGCAGCAAACCUUUGGCGGAUUUCACCGCCGCUUCCCAAAGGCCGCCAAAAUGCGGCGCUCGAGGAGGGAUGAAUACAAACUCCAUGCCCCGCUCCGCAGCAAACAUUUCCAUGUCCGCUGUGUUGCCAUGGAACGUAGCUUUGAGGUCCAGCGUGCGUGCAGCACCCACGAAAUUGGUGGCAUUGUCGCAGUACAGCUUCCGGACAAGCCCACGUCGACCAACGAACCUGGAUAAACACAUUAGAAAUGAAUUUGUGGUUAAAUCGGUGACUAAUUCAAGAUGCACUGCCUUCGAAGUAAAGCAAACAAAUAUGGCAAUAUACAUUUUGACUGGCGAUUUGCCCCGAAUUCCCAGCGAAACUAGUAUUGGACCGCAAAAGUCCACUCCACUGAUCUCAAAUGGCCUAUUUCCAUGUAAGCGAUCAGCGGGAAGAUUGCCCAUUAUUUGGGAUAAGAGUUUCGGCUUGUAGCGAAAACAAUGUACACAUUUUCGGACUACUGCACUGCAAGCCUGUCGAGCAUUGACCAGCCAAA
Messenger RNA from Drosophila mojavensis, 1026 nucleotides. RefSeq lists its product as uncharacterized. Lineage: Eukaryota; Metazoa; Arthropoda; Insecta; Diptera; Drosophilidae. Bases 183 to 962 code for a protein of 259 amino acids. The transcript has 2 exons. The record is from RefSeq and is a predicted model, not a curated record. Gene Ontology annotation, molecular function: nucleic acid binding.